Messenger RNA from Paramisgurnus dabryanus, 2062 nucleotides. Lineage: Eukaryota; Metazoa; Chordata; Actinopteri; Cypriniformes; Cobitidae. The record is from RefSeq and is a predicted model, not a curated record.
CUUAUGGAAGUUCAGUAACACGAGACGCUCCGCGUUUUAUCUCAAUACCGGGAUUGUUGAGAGAGCAACAGGCAACCGUUUUUUACCGGACCGAACUGGAAACACGUCUUACAGGAGUUAGUAAUAAAGUUCCAGAGCAAAGACCUGUCACUGCAAAACUGACCCGUUAAGGAAAACCUUUCCUUUGAGGCUCGCCAACAUAAGUUUGUCACAGCGUAUGUCAGUAUGAGAUGUCGUCCUCCAGUGCUAGCUUCGUUCACAUCCGCUUCGAUGACAUUCGCUUCUUUGAGAACUGUGGCGGCGGGAGUUUCGGGUGCGUUUACCGGGCGCAUUGGAUCUCGCAGGAUAAAGAAGUUGCAGUAAAAAAACUGCUUAAGAUCGACGCAGAGGCUGAGAUCCUCAGCGUCCUGAGCCACAAAAAUAUUAUUCAGUUCUAUGGAGCCAUUUUGGAAGAACCAAACUAUGGCAUUGUCACAGAAUAUGCCAGCAGAGGAUCGCUGUAUGAUUAUUUGUCCAGUACUGAGAGCGAGGAGAUUGAUAUGGGUCAGGUGAUGACAUGGGCCAUGGACAUUGCUAAAGGCUUGCAUUAUUUACAUGCAGAAGCCCCAAUGAAAGUCAUUCAUAGAGACCUGAAGUCAAGAAAUGUUGUGUUAGCUGCAGACAAUGUAUUAAAGAUCUGUGAUUUUGGAGCAUCUAAGUUGGUUUCUCACACAACGCACAUGUCCCUGGUGGGCACCUUUCCUUGGAUGGCACCUGAAGUGAUCCAAAGUUUACCCGUCUCAGAAACCUGUGACACAUACUCAUACGGCGUGGUAUUAUGGGAGAUGCUGACCAGAGAGGUGCCAUUUAAAGGUUUUGAGGGAUUGCAGGUGGCCUGGUUGGUGGUGGAAAAAAACGAGAGGCCGACCAUUCCCAGCAGCUGCCCCGCCAGCUUCGCAAACCUGAUGAGAGUGUGCUGGGUUGCCGAACCCAAGGAAAGGCCGCAGUUCAAACACAUCCUAGGCACGCUAGAGACCAUGAGAAAUGACAGCAAACUGCCAGACCAGUGCAACUCUUUCUUACAUAACAAAGCGGAGUGGAGGUGUGAGAUAGAGGAAACGCUGGAGCGAUUGAAGCAGUUAGAGAGAGAGUUGACCUGUAAAGAGCAGGAGCUGGCAGAGAGAGAGAGGAGAUUGACCGAGUGGGAAAACAGACUCAUGGAAAGAUCUCGAUCCUGCACUCCGAUGUUUUCACACAUUUCACCCAUGGCGGCCACACUCAGUGCCGAGACCUUCUAUGAGGCUCACGUGGAGGAGAGCAACAGCUCAGAGGUCAGCUGCCAAAUUUCAUCCAAUGGAGAUCUGGGCCAGUCAAGCCUUCAAAAGCUCAUGCUGGGGUUCGGAGGUGUGUUUGACCUGGACAUGGAUGUUUCUGGCGGUAACCUCAUCCGGCAGUCGGGAAUGCAGGUGAACAUGCAAGCUAAGACAAACUCCUCCAAGUCCUGCAGUGUUCGCGAGGGCCGCAAAAUGAACAUGGCUCUUACCAUGGAUGACUUUGUCUGGUCCGACGACGAUGACAGCGAUUAGUGGAGGGCAGAAGGGGGAAAUGGGGUGGGGGUCAGAACUGGUUAAACUAUUAUAAGCUAGUUUAAUUUUGGAUUCCAACAAUGGGAAUUAGUUUAAAUAAAUAAUAAUCAAAAUACUUUAUAGAUUGAUGCACCCAAAUGCGGUAUGUUAUAUGAUUCAGAAUUUCAGACCAGAAUGUUACGCUACUUUAGCAGAAAGGAAGUUCUGAUAAUAACGCCUAACCAGUACAAAUUUGUGUGUGUGUGUGUUUUUUUUUUAUUGGGUACUAGAGGGUACUGCAUACUGUAGAUGACCAUAUAUGGCAGGAUUUACCAUGGUAAGGAAGGAUUUUCUGAGAUUUUCCCUGUGAGACGGAUGACAGAGUUCAUAUUUGCAAUAUUUAUGAAGUGUUAGGUCGAUGAAGUAUAAUUGGAUUUGUGAAGCUGUGUUUUUGUAAAGCCCUGAAGUUUUUAUAAAAUAAAGGAAACAUUUAAGAACAUGUGUGAAAUGAGUCAAAC